AACGAUAUUAACCGCUCUAACUUUUAACGUGAGAGCUCUGUUGAAAAAAUUUACUUCGCAAAUAAUAGUAUAGAUACUAUAUCUGUUUUAAUAGUAAAAUAUUUAAUUUUUCGUACAUAUUAAAAAAAUAUUAAACAUUAUCAUAAUACAUCGAUUUUUGUAUUUUCUAGUUUAAAUAAUUUCAUACCAGUAAUAAUUUAACACUCAAUUAAUUUUCUUAAAACUACAGUUUUUAUUAUUAAUUAAUAGAAAUCCAUUUGAAACAUAAAAAAAAAUAUUUUGCAAAAUAGUAUUUCCUAAAAUUUCCAUCUUAACAGAACGGAAUAAGUAUACAAAGUUGUGUAAGAUCCCUAAUAUAAUAGUUUAAACUUAUGACCAUCACUGCCUCACGGCUCGGCCGAAAAACCUUAUAAAAACAAUAAGUCGUAUGCAUGGGCUAAAAACAUACAAUAUUGUAUCAUAAUGGAAUGCACAAUACCGCACAUACUCCAAGGAUUAUGGUUCUGUCCAAUUGAAUAGAAAGGUACUCUCUAUCGUUCUGAAAGUACGUUUAAAAUCUAAAGAGGAACUCAAAUAAGUUUGUCUCUAUCCAAACAUCAAAAGACUGAAGUUUGACAAAGUCCAACUUUAAAGUUUUUGCUGUUACUGUGGCCAUCACUUCCACCUAUCCAAGCCACUAACAAACGACAACAUCGGAACCAAUACCUUCCCUACACUCUCAAUGAAUCGUACAUAUAUUUAUGGACCAGCUUCUUCUUCAUUAUACAAUAUUCUUAUUUGUGUUUAAUAAUUUAACAUUUACUUACAUAUAUUUAUGGACCAGCUUCUUCUUCAUUAUUCAAUAUUCUUAUUUGUGUUAGAUAAUUUAACAUUUAAUGACUAGUAGUAGUAGUAGCAUGUUGCAGAUGGUGAUGACCUGAGGUGACGACUAAAAUGAAACUGGAUUUGUUUAUAUGGCAAAGCUAUUAUAAAGACAUGUUCACAUUUUAAACCAAGUUUUUGAUUAUUUUAUGUCGUAAUUAUCCAUGUAAUGAACCAUUGGUUAAUUAAUUAGUUUAAAAAAGUUAAUUAAUUAAACUAUUCACCGUUUUUAUUAUAAAUAUAACCUGUGGAAUUUUGCAGAGGGAAAGAUGAAUGGUCUACGUCUUUGGGCCACGCGGGCCUUUCGGAUCCAGCUGUUCCCAUGAAUUAUUCAUUUGAUUUACUCGGAUUAUGCUGUUUUAAAAACGAAGCAAUUAUGUUUAUGACUACGACAAAUUAUAUAAUUUGGCGUAUUUAAAGACGGAGAUUACAAUGCGAGACCAUUUUACAAUGACCAAGGCAAAAAAUAAACAGAAAUACUCGCAUGUACGUUUCACAAGACUAUUUCUGUUGAGAUUGCACAGCACAUGUCCAACUCUUUAUUAUCCGAUUAAUAUGAUAUUAUUUAUUUUGAGUCUAAUUAGCAAAUUUACAUGGAUUUAAUUUUGAUUUCCUUUCCAAAACGCAUCGUACUAAUUAGAGUUGUACAUCUCUUUAUAUAUUAGACUCUCAUUGUUUAAAUCUCUAAUGUGAGAUUUAGCUUGUUAUAUUACAUUUUCUCUCUCAAACUAAAGAUCACAUUCAUCUCGUGUCCCAUAACUGACUUUCAGGGAUCUUUUGACUUGAUCUCUGCCACACACACCUUCCAAUCCUAACUCGAUGGGUCUCUUUUCUACUCGAAGGGUAUUUUGGUCUUCUUGCAGAUUUCUCGGUCAACCGCUCUGAUACCAAUUGUUGAGAUUGUAUAAGUCAUGUCUAACUCUUUAUUAUCCGAUUAGUACGAUAUUGUCCACUUUGAGCCUAAUUGGCAAGUCCGCAUGAAUUUACUUUUGGUUUCCUUUCUAAAAGACCUCAUACUAAUUAGAGUUGGACAUUCUUUAUAUAUUAAACUUUAGUUGUCUAAUUCUCCAACGUAAAACUUACUUUGUUAUAUCACAAUUUCUAAGUAAGUACUUCAAAAAAAUUCAGAGACGGUAAAUAUAUUAAAACCCACAAGUAAAUAAGAAAUUAAUAGUGUUAAAAAAAAAAUCAAAUGGACGGUAUUACAAUUUUUAAUUGUUGUCUCCUGUUUCAUGGCAGCCACCCCACUGUUUAUGUAUACAUAAACAUGUCAUAAUGCAAUAUUAAAGGUUUAAUUAAACCGUAACCAUUUUUUCACUUACAUGUUCAUGUUAUAGUCGCGAAACCAAAUUUGGUACUCUUCCCGGUUCACAUUAGGUAUGUUUCGCAUUAAGAUAUAAAAUAAUUUUAAAAUGAAUGUUUUGUUGUAUACAAAUGUCAAAACGAUAUAUUGGUUGUAGAAUGAAAAGAGUUUGUUUUAGUAUCUAAUAUGAAAGCACAAAUUGGAUUUGCAGAAAAAUUCCCCAGACACAAAUAUUCAGGGGAACAAUUAACCAAAAUAAUUAUCUUCUUUGGUUUUGUGUUGCUGCAAAAAUAUGUGUGAUUUUUGCUUUUGAUUAACUAUUUUCAGUUAAAUAUGUAAUUUAAUAAUUUAAAAUUUGCUCUUUCAAGGAAAUUCUCACAUAUGAUUAUAGUAACAAUUUCUAAAACGAGAUUUUGGUUGUAGUUUGAAAAAUUACUUAUUAGUUUGUUGAAUAGUAAAAAAAAUCAAGUUUGAUGGAAAUAAUAAUAUACUACUAUAAGUUGGGCAGUUAAUUACUACUUAAACCACGGGUCUCCUCCUCGGGCACACCCAUGAUCACCAAUAAUCAUUAUUUUCUCUCUCUUUCCCUCUUAACUAAUUGUCCGCUAAUCAAAAAGAUCAUCAUCAAAUAUUAUAAACCUAAAAUCUAACCAUUCAGUGAUCAAAGGAUCUCAACAAAGAGAGAGAGAGAGGAGCAUGGAGUCGGAGGAGGAGAAGGAGAGUAGUAUAAGCAUGGUGGAGGCAAAGUUGCCCCCAGGAUUCAGAUUUCACCCAAAGGACGACGAGCUUGUCUGCGAUUACUUGAUGGCACGAUCGCUUGGUCACAAUACUAAACAACCUCCUCCACUCCUCUUGAUCCAAGUCGAUCUCAACAAGUGCGAGCCUUGGGACAUCCCCAAAACGGCAUGCGUGGGUGGCAAGGAUUGGUAUUUCUACAGCCAGAGAGAUAGGAAAUACGCGACUGGGCUGAGAACAAACAGAGCAACGGCCACCGGAUAUUGGAAAGCCACAGGGAAAGACAGAGCCAUUCUAAGAAAGGGCAAGCUUGUUGGGAUGAGGAAGACAUUGGUGUUUUAUCAAGGUCGAGCUCCCCGUGGUCGUAAAACUGAUUGGGUCAUGCACGAGUUUCGUCUCCAGGGUUCCUUUGAUCCUCCUACUCUGAACUCUCCAGAGGUACAGGAGGAAGACUGGGUCCUGUGUAGAGUGUUCCACAAGAACACACAAGGAGACAACAUGGGAAGCUGUUUUGACGAGACAGUCUCCGCUUCUCUUCCUCCACUGAUGGAUUCUUACAUCAACUUUGACCAAGAACCCUCUUCUUACCUCGGUCAUGAUCAGCACUUCUUCACCAAUGAGCAAGUGCCCUGCUUCUCCAAUUUGUCACAGAACCAAACCAUACACUCAAACCUAACCGACUCAGUCUCUGAACUCGAGACUCCUUGCAAGAACCCUAUCCCCUUGUUCACUGGUGGUUCAUCCCCCGCCAUGCUCCCAGGGCUAGAUUCGUUCAGUUCAUCAGAUCAGAUGGUCCUCAAAGCUCUACUCAGCCAGCUCACUAAGAUCGAUGGAGGCAUUGAGGUCAAGGAAUCACAAAGUUACGGGGAAGGGAGCUCCGAGAGCCUCUUGACCGACAUUGCCAUUCCAAGCACUGCUUGGAAUUGAUGACGAUGGUCGAGUGUAGUAGUGUGAGAGUCAUUAUUGCUAUAUUCAUAUUCAUGAUUGGAACUAUUCUUCAAGGGUGCGUGUCUGAUUGUACAAACAUUUCCCUCACUCUUGUUACAACUCAUGUAAAAUACCACUUGAGACAUUAUUAUACAUAUGAAUUUCAUCAGAUAGUUCAUUUC
Molecule: messenger RNA, 4008 nt
Organism: Brassica rapa (field mustard)
Lineage: Eukaryota; Viridiplantae; Streptophyta; Magnoliopsida; Brassicales; Brassicaceae
Product: NAC domain-containing protein 21/22
Biological process (GO): regulation of DNA-templated transcription
Molecular function (GO): DNA binding
Source: RefSeq, a predicted model, not a curated record